GAUGGCCCCAAUACACUGAAUAACCGGAUGUAGUAAUCAGAAAGAGGCUGUCAUAACUGGAGAAAAUGGCGGCGUUGGUGAAGUUGGUAUUGCUUUGGGUUUACGGGAUAAUCUGUGUAUCGUCAUCCUCAUACGACCCUUUGAAGAUUAAUCAGCCAAGUAUUUCCCUGAUAACAGAACUUGACGGCUACAUUGGUCUCACGUCAGGUGAUGAUGGCGAUGUUCGGGUUCUCACGAGCACCAAUGGGUCUGUGUACCUAGAUGGCGAGGACCUCCUCUAUAUCAUACAGAUGAUAGAGAGCAAGCCGCCUAUAUGGGAAGGUCGCAGCGCGCCAGUAUCUGAUAUAACUCCAUACGGGUACCUCGGAGAAUUCAAAGCCGGAGAAAAAGUGCAGAUACAACUAAAGGCGGUAGAUCCCGAGGGGAUGUCAAUAGCGUACAAGAAGGUAGCAGGAGAUUUCCCUCCCGGGUUAUCCCUUAACCAAAAUACUGGAAACAUUACCGGCAUAAUUCCUGACGCAGAUGCUAUAUACACAUUUACAAUAAGAGCUACCGACGCACACGGAAAAUUCGCCGACAACAAGUUCAGAAUGGUUGUUCACGGUUAUGAUAAGUGUUUGAAUAACCCAUGUAAACACGAGGGUCUAUGCACAGACAAAAUGGACUCAUUCACGUGUGACUGUGUCAGACCAUACGGAGGAAUCACGUGUAAUUUAGACUGUCGCAGUAAUCCGCUCGGCAUACAACAGGGUCUUAAUUACGUGAAAGACGCACAGAUGACCGGCUUCAACCUUUAUUCUUCAAAUUUGGCCACACAAGCCAGAUUCGGAAGCGGUAGUGCAUUUAUUGGAGUCAACGAACAGUCAUAUUUACAGAUAGAUUUUGAGAACACAACAGACAUUUACCGUGUGGACACACAGUAUUACAACAGAUACUAUUAUACACAGUAUUUCUACCUACAAUACAGUCUUGAUGGGAAUGAUUUCUUUAAUUAUACCGACUAUACUGGCAUAACACAGAGACUUAGUGGAGCCACAUCUAGCAGCACAUACUCACAAACUCUGACAAGUGUCCUUACUACAAGAUAUGUGAGGAUGUUUCCACUACAAUGGAACAGAAGUUACAAACCGUACUUCAGAGUGGAAAUGUACGGCUGCUAUGAAUACAAAAAUAAUUAGAAAACAUCAGAAUGAUGAACAUUAUAGACAGUGUGUUGUGAUGUAAUGAAGACAGAAAAGAAGCUAUAUAUGUACACCUUUAUUGCUUGAUUAGUCUAAUCUGGAAUAACAUGUCGUAACUUAAUUCAUUUACCAGACACUAAUGUAAUGAAUUAGAAAAGUAAAUAUUGCUGAGUAAAUCACUCACAAGUGUUC
Messenger RNA from Mercenaria mercenaria, 1373 nucleotides. RefSeq lists its product as uncharacterized. Gene Ontology annotation, molecular function: calcium ion binding. The transcript is spliced from 10 exons. Gene Ontology annotation, cellular component: membrane. NCBI's taxonomy places the organism in Eukaryota, Metazoa, Mollusca, Bivalvia, Venerida, Veneridae. The coding region runs from base 66 to 1178 and encodes 370 amino acids. The record is from RefSeq and is a predicted model, not a curated record.